Messenger RNA from Tripterygium wilfordii, 1918 nucleotides. Its product is annotated as trihelix transcription factor GT-2-like. The transcript has 2 exons. Lineage: Eukaryota; Viridiplantae; Streptophyta; Magnoliopsida; Celastrales; Celastraceae. Bases 166 to 1719 code for a protein of 517 amino acids. The record is from RefSeq and is a predicted model, not a curated record.
UAAAAAAAACAGUUGUACGUUUCACCUUACAAAACCCAUCUUCAAUCAACCAGAGAUUUCACCAUCUUCUGUUGCUGGGUUUUUCACAAUUUUUAUUUUUAUUUUAUUUUCUUUCUGUUUCAAGCUGUAAUUUGGUAGAAGAGGUUGUAGUACUAGUAAAUCCCUAUGCUAGGAGACCCAUCAAGUGUCCCACCACCACCACCACCCUCUUCAGGCGGCGAAAAUCAGCCUCCUACCACCGCCCACCAUGAUGGCGGUCAAAGGUGGCCUAGGGAAGAAACUCUAGCACUUCUCAGAAUAAGGUCCGACAUGGACUUGGCUUUUCGCGACGCCACCGUCAAAGGCCCUUUGUGGGAUGAGGUUUCCAGAAAGCUAUCGGAGCUUGGUUAUAAUCGAAGUGGGAAGAAAUGCAAGGAGAAAUUCGAGAACUUGUACAAAUACCACAAGAGAACCAAAGAAGGCCGAUCUGGUAAAUCCGAGACCAAAGCCUAUCCAUUCUUCGAUCAAUUGGAAGCUCUCGAGAAUCACCAAUCCAAACCUCGAAUCCCCGAACCACCAAUCCCAGUAACCAAUAAUCCACCUCCAAUUACCACGGCUAUGUCUCAAAUCACUGUUCUAUCAACAACUGGGUCUGCGAAUCAAGCUUUGAAUAACCCCUCCCUUCUCCCACCACCACCUCCGUUGGAGGCGAACGUGGCUGCUUCUUUCCCUAAUAUUUCUGGGGAUCUGGUUUCGAAUUCGACCUCUUCUUCCACCUCCUCGGACGUGGAGCUCGAAGGGAGACGAGGGAAGAGAAAGAGGAAAUGGACCGAUUUGUUUGAGAGACUAAUGAAGGGAGUGGUGGAGAAGCAAGAGGAGUUGCAGAAGAAAUUCUUGGAAGCAUUAGAGAAAAGAGAGCAAGAAAGACUGGUGAGAGAAGAAGCUUGGAGACUCCAAGAGAUGGCGAGAAUCAAUAGAGAACGAGAAAUUUUAGCCCACGAAAGGUCCAUCGCCGCCUCCAAGGACGCUGCAGUCAUGUCGUUUUUGCAAAAAAUCGCGAAUCAACAGCAACAAAAUCAACCCGUUCCCGUACCACCUGUACUCAUACCAGCACCGCAGCCGGUGGCAUUACCAAUUGUGCCUCAACAACAACCGAAUCCGGAAACAUCGAGAGUGGAUAACAAUGGAGAGAAUAAUAUCCUGCCGACAAGUUCUUCGAGAUGGCCUAAAGUGGAAGUAGAGGCAUUGAUCAGAAUACGAACUAAUCUUGACUCAAAGUACCAAGACAAUGGUCCUAAAGGGCCGUUGUGGGAGGAAAUCUCGGCGGAGAUGAGGAAAAUCGGAUACCAUCGGAGUGCGAAGAGAUGCAAGGAGAAAUGGGAGAACAUAAACAAGUACUUCAAGAAGGUUAAAGAGAGCAACAAGAGAAGGCCUGGGGACUCCAAAACUUGUCCCUAUUUUUCCCAACUUGAUGCAUUGUACAGGGAAAAGAAGAACAAUAAUCAUAAUUUGUCCAAUGACGAUCGAUCGGUUACGAUGCCACAGAACGCGGUGCCAUUGAUGGUAAGACCGGAGCAGCAGUGGCCGCCUCCUCCUCCUCCGCAACAAGAUUUGGUUACAGAAGAUGCGGAGAGCGAUGAAAAUCAAGACGAUGAAGACGAUGAAGAUGACGGAGGUGAUCACUUUGAAGUUGUAGCCAAUAAACCACAAACUUCAAUGGGCGGCAGUCCAGGUGUGUAGUGACAUGUAUUCCGGCGGCAACCAUGAAUUUCAAGUUAUAGGCCAAGAAAGGUCACAAACAUCGAAGGUGUAACACAACAUAGUCAGUACUACUUUGUUUCAUAUAUAUAUAUAUACACUUAUAUAUAUAUAUAUAUGAAAAAAAAAUAAGUUUCAAGUUCCAAUAAAUAGAGACAAUGUUUUGUUUUUCCUUGUUUAA